Messenger RNA from Lates calcarifer (barramundi perch), 11157 nucleotides. It is a transcript of the gene ddx3xb, whose product is annotated as DEAD-box helicase 3 X-linked b. The record is from RefSeq and is a predicted model, not a curated record. Lineage: Eukaryota; Metazoa; Chordata; Actinopteri; Centropomidae. Gene Ontology annotation, molecular function: RNA binding; ATP binding; RNA helicase activity. Gene Ontology annotation, cellular component: nucleus; P granule. The coding region runs from base 314 to 2536 and encodes 740 amino acids. Gene Ontology annotation, biological process: gamete generation; cell differentiation. The transcript has 20 exons.
GUUUUAUUCAGGCUGGUUUGACGUAUACAUGACGGCUUCACCUCAGCUUCAGCUAGAGAACAAACCGACAUCAGCUGAGUUUGCAUGAAGUGCCAUCCUUGCAGCUAAAAUACAGGAAUUUAUCAUCACGUUGAAUUCAACAAUAGCAUUUUGUAAAGUUACGUGUAACUGUUGUAAGCCAAUGAAAUAACUGUCAUCUGUCGUAACCACAGAAACAGGGCAGAGGCAAAGGAGAAAAUAACAUUACAUCAAACCCGGCAAACAAAGAGGUCCUUUUUUCAACGACAUCAUUUUUCCUCCAUAUUCUAUAGUUAUGAGUCAUGUGGCCGUCGAAAAUGCCCACGGUCUAGAGCAGCAGCUCGCUGUCCUAGACUUGAGUGCAGCAGACGGACAAGGUGGAGGCAAUAGCAGGCGAUACAUUCCUCCACAUUUACGGAACAAAGACGCUUCCAAAAAUGCAGGAAAUGCCUUUGCUGCUGGUCGACAAGGUGGCUACACCAUCGCACCUCCAGCCAACUACGGUUGGGACGGGGGGCGCAACAACUUUGUCAACGGCUACCAUGACAACCGGAUGACCGGCAACUCAUUUAACCGGGGCCCGCCUCGCAUGGAGCGGGGCCGAGGUGGCGUUGGGGGAGGUGGUUACCGCGGCAACAGGGGAGGAUCCUUUAACCCCAUCAACCCAGCACAGCCAAUGGGAUUUGGUGGCUACGAAAAUAAAGACACAGGCGGCUGGAACACGGCCAAAGACGCCUAUAGCAGUUUUGGCAACAACCGAGGGAAGUCUGCAUUCUUCAAUGACAGAGGCAACGCUAAUAGAGGGAGGUUCGAUCACGGUGGGUUUGGUGGUGGAGGAGGAGGGGGAAACAGCCGCUGGGUCGAGGAGUCCAGAGACGAUGGAGACUGGUCCAAACCAACUCCACGUAAUGAACGCCUUGAACAUGAGUUGUUCUCCGGCAGCAACACUGGGAUUAACUUUGAGAAAUACGAUGACAUUCCUGUUGAGGCCACAGGACAGAACUGCCCUCACCACAUUGAGAGUUUCCAAGAUGUGGACAUGGGUGAGAUCGUCAUGGGUAACAUCGCUCUGAGUCGCUACACCAGACCAACCCCUGUCCAGAAAUAUGCCAUUCCUAUUGUCAAGGCAAAGAGAGACCUCAUGGCCUGUGCACAGACAGGCUCUGGAAAGACUGCAGCGUUCCUGCUGCCCAUUCUCAGCCAGAUCUACACUGAUGGACCAGGAGAAGCCCUUAAUGCAGCUAAAGCCUCUGGACAGGAGAAUGGGAAAUAUGGGCGUCGUAAGCAGUACCCCAUCUCUCUGGUACUGGCUCCAACCAGAGAACUGGCAUUGCAGAUAUAUGAUGAAGCCAGGAAGUUUUCCUACCGGUCCAGAGUGCGUCCCUGUGUCGUGUACGGAGGAGCAGAUAUUGGCCAGCAGAUCAGAGACCUGGAGAGAGGCUGCCACCUGCUGGUGGCUACACCAGGAAGACUGGUGGACAUGAUGGAGAGAGGAAAGAUUGGACUGGACUACUGCAACUACCUGGUUCUGGAUGAGGCAGAUCGUAUGUUGGACAUGGGCUUUGAACCGCAGAUUAGACGCAUCGUCGAACAAGACACCAUGCCACAUAAAGGCAUCCGACAAACCAUGAUGUUCAGCGCCACCUUUCCUAAAGAGAUCCAGAUCCUGGCCAGGGAUUUCCUGGAGGAGUACAUCUUCCUGGCGGUGGGCCGAGUUGGUUCCACGUCAGAGAACAUCACUCAGAAAGUGGUGUGGGUGGAGGAGAGUGAUAAGAGGUCCUUCCUCCUGGACUUGCUCAGCGCUACAGUCAUCCCCAGCGAGGUACAGGACAAUACUGGAGACAACAUAGAGAAACCUGGUAAGGACUCGUUGACUCUGGUUUUUGUGGAGACCAAGAAAGGUGCAGACGCCUUGGAGGACUUCUUGUAUCGGGAGGGCUACGCCUGCACCAGUAUCCAUGGCGACCGCUCCCAGAGAGACAGAGAGGAGGCCCUGAACCAGUUCAGAUCAGGAAAAUGCCCCAUUCUGGUUGCCACAGCGGUAGCAGCUCGGGGUCUGGACAUCUCCAAUGUGAAACAUGUUAUUAACUUUGACCUGCCCAGCGACAUAGAGGAGUAUGUCCACCGUAUUGGACGUACAGGACGAGUCGGAAACCUGGGACUGGCCACAUCGUUCUUCAAUGAUAAGAACGGUAACAUCACUAAAGACCUGCUGGACAUCCUAGUAGAGGCCAAACAGGAAGUUCCCUCAUGGCUUGAGAGCCUGGCCUAUGAACACCAGCACAAGAGCAGCAACAGAGGACGCUCUAAGAGGUUUUCUGGAGGUUUUGGAGCACGUGAUUAUCGCCAGACGGCCGCUGGAGCCAACACUGGAGGGUUUGGAGGACGUGGAAGUCGCAGCCAGGCAGGACAUGGAGGAAACCGUGGCUUCGGAGGAGGUGGUUUUGGUAACUUCUACACCAGUGACGGCUACGGAGGAAACUACUCACACUCUCAAGUUGACUGGUGGGGCAACUAGGUUCCUCCUUCCUCCUCCCCCUCUUUCUUCUUCUCACUCAUCCUCCCUCCUUUUCCCACACUGUUGUCUGCACUCCAUCUGUCUCCACCCCUCCAUUAACCCUCAAGAGCCCAUGUGCAUGUUAUUGAACUAUUUAUACUCGUUUAUAUAGCCCUCCUUCCAUCCCUAUGCGCUAAGAUCUUUUAAUUCCUCUUUAGAUUUUUCUGGUCCUUUCCAUCUCCACCUUCGUCUUUAUAGUUCCCUUUUUUUAUUUCAUAAUUCCUGAUAAAUCUCGCCUCUUAAAAUGGGCAACAGUUUAAAAGGAUUCUUCAAUUUUAGUUGGUUAUUUUCUUAAAACUUGCCACAGGUUUACUUCCAGCUAGCAACAUCCUUUGGUUUUAGUGAGAACUUUUUAAACUAUUUGCCCUUUGUGACAUGUCUGAAGAAAAAUAACCAAUUAAAUUUAAGGUCCAGGUGUUCUUUUAACCCCCCAAGGUAGAUGCACCUGUAAGAUUUACAGUGUGCAGACUUCUCCCAAACAGCUGUAGAAGACCAGGGGAUACCUAUUUUUUCCCAUUAGAUUUGAGUUUUGGCUUCAUUGUGUUUUUGUCUGUGUUCACCCAAAGCCAGCCAGGCUUCCUGUGUACCUUCACAUGUCAUCUUUGUAUGUAACGCAUGGCCAUGUUGUAAAUCACCGGCCGAAAACUUUUCUAAAAUAUAGCGCAGAGAUAGGCAAGACGUCAGAUCUGAGCAAAGUUAUGUCUGCAUAUAAAUUCAAAAAUGGGAACUGGCUGAGGUCUCCUUCAACUUACAUGACAGAUUCUUAAAAGGGGCCACAGAAACGACAAAAUGUUUUUUUUUCACCUUUUUUUAAAGCAUACUGAAAUAUUGAUUUACCGAAGUUUGAGAAAGACGUCUGACAGACAGAAGAGACAAGAGGCUGGGACGCUGGCAGACGUUGCCUAUUAGCAAUGAUGCCAGCAAACAGAGUCUUAGGACUUGUGGUUGUUGAUAUCACAACUACAAACAUUUCUUUGUUUGAAACAAAACAUAAUGGAGAAUCAUUUGUUUCUGUACUGUGCCUUUCAGAAUUUGAACUUUGUCUCUUAUUUCCGUUGUUUUUAUUGCCAUAAUACGUAAGUGGCUAUAAGUAUUGGCCAACUGUGACAAAAAAAAUGUGUAUUUAAUGUCAUGUAUGGGUUCAAACAUGUUUUUCUUUAUUUCUAUUUGGAAGGAAACAAACUAGGCUUGAACUAAAUCAAACCUUGGCAAAAAAAAACCUAAACAAAAACUGUGAUGGGGAACCUCAACUCUGUUCCUUAUCUGUCUAUUGGAGUUCAAAUUCAUCAGAUGGUCUCUGAUGAGCUGAUUCCCAACAGCAUAUUACCACUGUGACUAUAUUUCAAUUUUUUUUAAAUACACCCUCAUCCAAAGCCACUGAAAUGGGUUAAAACACUACCUUUGUCUUAUUCAAAAGAGGAAGUUGUAUUAAUAAUGAAAACAGACCUGUUUGCUUUACUAGGCUGUUAACAGAGAUGAUAGCAGUGGUUUUAUGCUUUUGGGAAACCGAGUCCUACUCAUUGACCUGUUUGUCACAUCUAUAGCUCUGGUCUGAGCUUGAGUUUGCGUUUCUCAAAACCAUUUUGUCACUAAUUGUUGGGUCACUUGAUGCCAGAAGCAGAGCAGCUGAGAGAGAAUUUGGUGCAGUUGAGCAGCAGCAGCUAUGUCAUGUAGCUUCUCCUCUUACCAUUCAGAUAUGUGGUUGUAAGUAGAGAUGUUCCUCAUCAAAGUCUGAUGCCACUUUAAAGUUAUUUUAGAGUAAUUAUUAAAAGGGUUCACUAUGUAUCCUUCUACACAUCAGAUUUUUAUGUGGCAGUAUUAAAAAAACUGGUUUCCAUGCAGGUUGCAAACAUAGUCAUGUCUAACAGCAAGAGUACUGGAGAAAGUUGCAUCUCUUGCACUCUAAACCACAUCAUAUAGUGAUGCCAAACCAAUUCUCCAACAUUUUUGGGAUGUAAAAAUUACAACCACUGCAUGGCUGCUGCUGAAAACUACGGUCACCAAAUUUUAUCAGUGGCUGUGGGUGUCCAACUGACUCUUAGUGCCUCCAUGCUCUUGGGAAACUGGCUCUGCUUCCACCACAAACAUUGAAACCCUUGUUUGCCAAAAACUUCUCUCAAGGGGACACACAACUAAAAAGGCUAUAAGAGUUCAAAAUUUUCUUGCUCACUCUAUCCUGGAGAGUUACAUGAAGAGUCUUCUCUAAAAUACGUCAUUCCAGUUUAUUCGUUAGGUCUUUAUGAUCUGUUGAGGUCAGGGAUAAAUGUAAAGAACUGGAUAAGCUAGCCUAAAUCAUUUCACAGCAGGCACAGCUGGGGCUUCUGGAGGUUAUAAAGCCACACCUCUUGAGCACAUUUUAGCCUUGGCCUGUCUUACUGUACUAUGAAUAAAUGACAACAGGCUCAGUUCCAACCAUGUCUACUCUGUUCCUGCUUAAGUCUGCAGGUGUUUACAUUCCUAUGCUUACUAUUCAUUGAACAGAUAAGAGUCUCUUUAUUUUCUUUCCUUCUCUGUUAAUUUCUCCAAAGAUAUCAGCCGACAAAGAAAGCACAGAAAAUGUUCUAAAUCCAGACUGAGACCAGCUUAUGAAGGCAACACACACCAGUGGCAAUAUCAUGUGCUUCACAACCCCUCCAGCUGUUGUUUUCUACAUAAGCCGCGCACCAGCGGCAUCUUGGCACAAGCCAUCGCUGACUGAUGCUUCUUUACUAGCAUCAGAGUCAUUACAGCCACUGUACCUUGACUGCUACCUCCACCUGUAUGUCUGUGUGGUUGUUAAAUGAUGCAACAUAGCUGGUGUGUGCUGCACUUUGGCAGCAUUUUAGCCCUGCUAGGAAUGUUAAAAAGACACCUAGUUCAGCAUAGCACAGCAAGAUAUAGGUCAGAUAAAGUGUGCUAGAGGACAAGUGGCAUAAAAGAAGUGAAAAGCUACAAGACAUGAGAACAUCACAUGAAUUUUCUGUGAUCAAUGCCUAAUACCUGGUUAGCCCUACUUUGCUUUGCCGUGGAACCAGGCUACGAGGGGCAGUUGACCUGCACCCAGGAUGUCCAUGUUUCAUCCCUGUUUGAACAUGUAAAAGAAACUCCACUGUACAUUUGGAUGGUUCAGUGGUAGAAGUCCAACCCCCCACUGUGUCAGUCAGCAGCAAAAUAAGCCAAAAAAAAUGCUCUGUUGCCACCUGCUGGGGAAAAUUGUUAGUUUUUAUCAGGGUCUUAAUUUGUUUUGUUUACAUGAAUAACUUAGUCAUAUAAAAGUAUAGAUUAAAUGUAAAUAGCUCAGCUCCUUAAAACAGAAAGAGAAGAAUCUCCACUGAAAAAGAAUGUGAAUUAUAAGUGAAACAACACUUGAUGUGUAGAAGAUUACGUUUGAUCACUCGACAUUGGACCACGCAGUGUCUGGUAGGCUUAGCUCAGUGGGCAAUUUGAACAAGCUCAGCAGAUUUAUUUUUGGAGAUGGUUUUUACAGAAAAUACAUGUGUUUGCACAUACACAAACCAAUAAGGAGAAUUAAUUUACCUCAAAUUGCCCACUGGCUUUGACAAAUGACAAGGCUGGACCAAGACAAUAAAACAUAUGCAAGUGUUGUUGUUUUUUGGUCAAGGAGUUAAAAAUGCCAAGCAAAUGAAUACCAUUCUACACCAGGCUUUAGUUAGGUUAAAACUCUGAUUUGUCCCGUCUUCUAUGAUUUUUAGACUACUUUUUGAUCCAAAGUCGUAUUCGGCUCAAUCUUCAAAUCUAUUUCCCUAGAGUACAGUUUGUAGGGAGGUUCAGGAAACUAGUAGGCUUUAACGCCAUUCUCAAAGAGUUUCAGGCUGAGUAAUGCUAGAGGACUGAGAAUUCGCGCAGACAGCAGGUCACAUAUAAGAUUUACAAACUAGAUUUUCCAAAAACUCAUCUUGGUGCAAAGACACCAGUCUUUUGUGUCAGAAUUUGUAGUGGUCUCACAAAAUGUCCAAGGUUAAUUGUCAGGUUUUAUUAUAAGCUACCAGUAGAGAGGAGACAACGCGCUCCACCGUGUCAAACUUCCAAACGAACCAAAAACUGAAAUUUAGUUUGCAUUUUCUUUUGGCUACUGUUUAAGUGUGGUCAGUCAGGUUAAUCGUUAUUGUAGCACAACGCAUUGUGUUCUUGCUAUGGUUCAGCUUGCAGACUAAUGAAGGCUAAACUACUAUGAGCACUGGUUAAAACAGCAAUUAAAUUGUUGACCAGAACUGUGUUUGAGGUGUCCCAAACCUGUUAACCAAUCAGAGAAUUUUUCUCUCAUGAUCUCAUUAUCCAUCUUAGAUUUCUUACAAAAACUGUUAAGUAUGAAUUAAUAUGCAGCAGGAAGAUAGAACUCCGUAACAGGACGAUAUGUUGAUGAUAACAUUGCAAAUGACAAUCAAUUAUGAAGGAUUUGCUUAGUUUAAAACUCACUUUACACAUCAACAGAACACUUUAAGUUGCACUUUUUUUAAAGUCUUGGGGACACCUUGACAUGUCAAACUUUUCUUAACCAGCUGUCUUGUGGGCAGUUAGUUGAAAACUGUCCAAUUUUAAACAUGCACAUUCAAGUUCUGGCCUCCAUGAUGAAGAAAAUUAAAACUCAUUACCUUACCUUUGAAGAUAAACACUUUGAUUGUGUUACAUUAGCCAAUAGCAUCCCCAAAUCGCAAUAUUGUUGAUGUUUUGGAGCUGUUGGGACAUUUGGGCGCUAUCAGGAGUCUGCCUUUGAAUAUUGACUGAAUAACAGUUUAGCACUUGACUGAACUGUCAGCUGACACUGUUACAUAUUCCCUGUGUGAGAGGGGAUAGUGACAACAUUUGUUACUUGAAUCCAUGGCUGUUGCCAACCACAAACUUAGUAUGCAGCUAGUAUAGUCUCUUGUGUUUAUUAAAAAUGCUAAGCAUGUUGAAAUACCUUUACGAAGGACAUGCGGUGUCAGAGGCAAAGCACUUGAAUGAGUCUGAGUCAGUGUGUUGACAUUGCUGUGCCUUCUAACAGCCACUAGGGGGCAGAUAGAAUAACCAUGAAAAACUGAAGGAAUGACUGAGCAUUUCUCAUGCAGUGAUACAGGUGCUAGGAAUUGUUUUAAUACAAUAUCUGAGCGUACUGUUGACUGCUGGUAGUGUAGAUAGGAAUUUUUAAUUUGUGAGUUAUACAGCAGGGAGUUGUGGAAAGUCAAACUUCAGUUUACCUCACUUUUCAUCUUGUUUAUAUAGCAAUCUCGUCAAGUAGUCAUGUUCAGAGUACGCACAAAAAUAUGCAAUGUAUUUAGGUCUUUUUCUAGGGAAGACCGAUAUAUCUAUCAGCUGUAAUUACUUUUGAACUGUGUUGGAGCAGCACCUACUUACCACUGUGCCCCAAACCCCUACCCAACCUUGACAAAAUGCCCCUCCCAGGGCAACUGAACUUCUACAGUAAGUGCAGUAAGUGUGGCUUGCUUUCACUUUGCUGUCACCAAGAUUCAUGAGUUUUGUUAGGGCUGUUUUCUGUCUGUGCUCCGUUUGGAUUGAAGCACAAACUGGCACAAGUGAAAUCAGCUCAGAUUCUGACAUGUGCACGGUGCCUUGAAGUGACUGAAUCACUGAUUCAUUAAAGACUGAAACUUAGGUAGUUAGGGCUGGGUAUUUUUCAGUACAGAUGGAAAAUCCAAACUGUCAAAUAAACAAUAGUAAAUGCAUUAAUGGAGUAGUGGAUAUGCUGUGUGUGGAAGUCACCACAGGAAACUUGGAUAUGAUUACAAGGAAAAAACACUGUUGUGCAUUUGAUGGCACAAACAGAUUCAGAGACAUUUCAGCUACAUGACAAAUGGAUUCCUAGUGCAAAAGAUGGGAAAUGUAGAUGCCAUUUUGUGUCAUUAAGGUUCCAUGUCUGGGUAAAUUAUCCAUCUUGACUUCUUUUUGUCAUAUGGAUCCGUCAGUUCUGUUGUCAUUUGCUUUUUAGCCACAGUAGCAGUAGGGUUCUGUGGAUGGGAAUGUAGGUCAGUCAGUUUUGUUCAUGGAUGAAUGGAUGACCCCUGUGACAUUUGUUUGGACCAUCAGCUUAAUCAUAAGAAGUAGAGCAUGUUCAGUUUUAUUUCUGAAAGAAAACUCAUCAUUUAGAAAUCUCAGCACUUUAGUUUCUGGUUUUUGAAUAUUUUCAAAACCUUUUGAUGCCUUAAAGUCAAGGGUGAUACCCAGCCCUAAUGGAGCUGAUAGUGAAGUUGGUUACACUGUAAUACAGCAUUACCAUGGCAACAGACACACCAACAGUGUCACCAUGGCAAAGGAUUCUGCAUCACUACGGUAACUAACUUACCAGCAGGAGUAUUUUGAUCGUCAGUGAACAAUUAAUGGUGCUAUGCUCCCAUUGCUGCGGCCUGCAGGCCCCUCUGUUGUAGAAAGACUUCAAACCCCACCAAGUUUUACAGAAAAUACUUCAGUUACUUAGUUUAACUUUCAGCUAAAGUCUUCUGUAGCACACAUCCUUCAAAACCUCCGAGAGGUAUGUAUGAGUGAGUGAGAGUGAUUGAGGUGUAGUGCAGCCAAUUGUCAAAAGGAUAGGUUUCUCUACAGUAUAGGGUAUGGUGUGUGUGUGUAUGUGUGUUGUAUGGAAAGGUUCUUCCAGAUAUGAACAGUUUGUUUUUUUUGUUUUGUUUUCUUUUUGCUUCUUUUUUGGGACCAGGUGGAGUUCUAGUUAACAGCAACUGUAGGAUUCAGCUGUUUGCACACAGAGUUCUCGAGUCUACUUUCGCUGCUAGUUUGUGUAAUUUAUCAAGCAUUUUUGAGAAAUAUUUAUUUUUAUAAGCCUAAUACAAAAGUUGAUAUUUUACAAAGUGACUUGACCAAAAGACAGUAAACAAAAACACUGGCACUUGAAUGUUGAAUGUCAUUGGUAUGAGUGAAAAUUUCUAUUUUUCUGGGGUAGUGUGAGCUUUUUAAUGUUAAAGAUGCAACGUGUAGGGAUUUCUCUUUGGAUAUGUCACUGUAACAAACACACAACUCUAAAUCAAAAUCCAAAUCCAAAAAUAACAAUACUGUCACUGGUGCUAAAAUACUAAAUAUCCCAAUACACCAGUUCUCUGAUAAAGGCCAGCAUAAAGGUACUCACACCAUGUGCACAUCUUUUUUCUACCUUUCUACCAAAUUUUUGGAAAUUAUCAACUUGAGUAAUAAUUGAACAACCUUCCCUAAUCAUUAGCAUGUUAACACAAUAUAUAUAGUCAUAUCAGCUGCUAUAAAAAAUCUAAUACCUUCCCUUUUUCUUGAAACAGAGUAGGUUCGUUUUGAUGCAGAGUUUGAGUAAAUCCAACAGUGAAGACAUCAGAUGGCCGUAACAGGGCUCUUCUCUUCUCUGUCAUUUACAACAGAGUGAGAAAGACGUGCACAUGGUGUCGCAUGAGGCUGCACAGUGAAGCACUGACAGCUGUAAUACAGUUAAUGUGACUGUGACAUAUUAAGAGAAACAUCCUACACGGGUUACCUUUAAAGUCACAUUGGACUCAGUAUCAGAUCCACAAACCUGUUUGUGUGACAGGUUCCAUUGCCAAUAAUGAUAAUCAACCAUAAACAGCCAUUUUUAAUUGGCAAACAGAAUUUGAGACAAACACCACCACGUAUGCCAAGGUUUGGAUAAAAAAAUAAAAAUAACAAAACGAUAUGAUCAAAGACCAUUUUGUAAAAAAAAAAAAUACAUGCAGUACAAAAAACAAGUGUCCAGAUUCUCUCCAAGUCGGUUGUUUUUUUUGUUUGUUUUUUUCUUUUCAUUUGAGUCUUUACACUUUUCCUUCCCGUUAAUACCCUUGUUGUGAAUGUCUGGCAAGUGGCGACCUUUAAAGUCCUCAUAACACAGAAUUAACUGUGGUUCUAUUGCUAUGUUGUUGUGAUUUGCAUAUUUUCAGGCGUCGGUGUGUUAAUGUUGUCCCAGGGGGAGCUUCUGGCCAAUCAGAAAUGAGGAUCCAUCCUGCUGUCUUUUACAUUAGAGUAACAUGAGGGUUGUGUUUUUUUAUUGCAACUUGCAGCUGAUCCAUGACUCUUCAAAUUACAUGCACGUGAAGGAUGAUGUAAGUUGUAUUUCUACUGUUGGUCCACUUAGCACAGACACUGCAGUUACAUGACUGUAGCCUCAGUGGACCAGAAUGCAAUGGAACCAAAGCAAAGCCAUGAUCAUUGACAGGCCAUGGCACACAGGUUAAUAAUCCCAUUUUACAGCCCUUUGUGUGCACACACACAGUUGCGACAAUAACUUCAUGGCUCUCUUGUAGUUACUGACAAAUGGCACUCUGGGAAACAAAGUGCACAAAACACUGCUGCUUUAUUUCACUUUCAAUUCAGUUAACUUUAGGUGAUCUAAGAUUUAAAACAAAAAAGCGUGUAAUCAUACUUAGGGAUGAUUCCUGUGUAGAGACUGAAUUGAAAUGAAAUAGAACCAAGUGUUGUUGCCAUUACUGAUUGGCCAGAUCCCCCUUAAUGUGGACAGACGGCAGCAGCGGCCUGGUAGUUAGUAUUUGCUUUAUGUAUUAGUUUAGCAGUUGUGCACGAAGAGGAGCACUGCACGAAGAAAAAAAACUGUGCAUCUAUUCUGAUUUUACCACAAAUAAAGGUUUGGAUUUGCAAAUGUA